CGGAGACUUCAGUUGUGCAAGACCGAGGUGAUAUACCACAAUGAUCGGAAGACUGGCUGCUGUGAUUCUUCUCAGUACUUUGUCUCAAACCAUAAAGAUGCCUCAACCGAUCUCUGUGACUGUGGUUAAACCGGGUGACACUGUGACUCUGGCAUGUUUGUUUACCAAAGAUGAAGCUGGAUUGUUGAACUGGUACAAGAUGAAGUUUGGAUUCAUGGUCCAAACAGUUGCAGCAGGAAGUUUUGACAAAGUUAUCCUAGUAGAGCAAUUUGACAACUCAAGAUUUACCAUCACCAAGGAGGGUUAUCUGAACUUUCUCAUCAUCAGAAAUGUAAGCAAAGAAGAUGAAGCAACGUACUUCUGUCAAGUGGGAACUCCGUACACGUUGAAAAUAACGAACGGUACAAUAGUAGCGGUGAAUGAUCAUAAAAACCACCAGAACCUGGUCUAUGUGAAACAAAGACCGGAGGCGCAGUCGGUCCAGGCGGGCGGCUCAGUGAAGCUCCAGUGUUCACUUCUCUCCAAGUCCAAAGAAAACAGAGAGCAGUGUCCAGGUGAACACAGUGUGUACUGGUUCAGAGCUGCAGCAGGAGAAGCUCAUCCAGCUGUUAUUUACACUCAAAGCCACAGAAGUGAAGAAGAAGAGAAGAGAAGCUGUGUCUACAAUCUGUCCAAAACCAUACACAACUCGUCUGACGCCGGGACGUACUACUGCGCUGUGCUCACAUGUGGACAAAUCCUGUUUGGUGAAGGAACUACAGUGAAGACAAAAAUUCCUGAACAAGAGUGGGACCCUGUAGUCAUUGUCCUUGCGACUCUGUUGGCUCUCUGCGUGAUCGUGAUCGUCGUCCUCGUUUUCUCAAAAAGCUGAAGGAUGGUUACCCAGAGGCACUGCUGGAUUUCUCCCAUUAAUGGAAGUCAAAUAGAAGAAGAA
Molecule: messenger RNA, 934 nt
Organism: Labrus bergylta (ballan wrasse)
Lineage: Eukaryota; Metazoa; Chordata; Actinopteri; Labriformes; Labridae
Source: RefSeq, a predicted model, not a curated record